Temnothorax curvispinosus is the source of this 1239-nucleotide messenger RNA. RefSeq names its product ribonuclease H1-like (gene rnh1). The coding region runs from base 202 to 1149 and encodes 315 amino acids. Gene Ontology annotation, molecular function: RNA-DNA hybrid ribonuclease activity; nucleic acid binding; magnesium ion binding. Gene Ontology annotation, biological process: DNA replication, removal of RNA primer. Lineage: Eukaryota; Metazoa; Arthropoda; Insecta; Hymenoptera; Formicidae. The transcript is spliced from 7 exons. The record is from RefSeq and is a predicted model, not a curated record.
UUUCUCUCAGCCGAGAGAAUUAACCUCAAAAAGAAAAAAAACUUUAACAUUUAAUAUUUCGCUUCGCGGGGCAGACCGACACUUCGUGCAAAAACGCGUUGAUUGAGCAUAAUUACAUCGAUAUUUGAGUAAAAGUGGAAACAUAUUAAUUAGCAAAAGUAUGACUCUCCUGAAUAAACGUCAUUUGUAUUGAGCAAAUUGAUGAAAUUGAAUUUCAUAUUUACAACAAGGCAUUAUUUCUUAAGCAAAAUGCCUUACUACGCAGUAGCCAGGGGUAAAAAACCUGGAAUUUACGCCACAUGGGAUGAAUGCAGCGCUCAGGUUCUUAAGUUUCCUGGAUCGAUAUAUAAGAAAUUUGCAACGGGAAGCGAGGCUCAAAACUUCAUAAAGGAGCAUUCAUCUUCAGCUGAGGAGACAAAUUCUUCCAAGAGUCUCCUUUCGUCAAAAAUUGUUAAAUCUGUGAGAUCUCAGACUCUGCCGAAACAACUAUAUUUACUUGGUGAUAAACAGUCUGUGGUAGCCCCGACAAAAUUAUUCGCAUCAGUUUCAAAGAGGACUUUAUCGACAAAUGACAAUACUAAUGAACAAUCAAGUAAAAAGAGAAAAAUAGCGUCAGAUAUUUCAGACAAUUGCCUGAGCUCAGCUCAGUGUCUUAAUCAGGAUGACAAAGCGGACUUUAUUGUGGACGAAGAUGGCUACGUGGACGUUUUCACGGAUGGCGCGUGCAGUUCAAAUGGAUACAAGGAGGCGCGAGCCGGUAUCGGCGUUUGGUUCCGAGACAAUCAUCCCUUAAACGUAUCUGAACCGGUGGAGGGACGAGCUACCAAUAACAUGGCAGAGAUCCAAGCCGUCACGGUAGCUGCGAGGCAGGCGAAGAAUGCUGGAAUCAAAAAGCUGAAAAUCAAUACCGAUUCCAAAUUCCUUAUCUCCUGCAUCACGAAGUGGAUGCCAAUCUGGAAGAGAAGAGGGUGGAAGACGGUGCAGGGCAAGCCAGUUAUAAACAAAACAGAGUUGGAGGAAAUGGAAAAGGAACUGAAUUCUUUGACUAUUGCUUGGAAACAUGUGAAUGGACACGUAGGAAUUUAUGGUAACGAAAUGGCAGACAAACUGGCAAGAGACGGCGCCUUACGAUAUAAAAGUCAAGUUUAAGAACGAAGAUUAACAGUACAAAAUAUUUUCUAUAAAUUGCAUUCUAGAUUAUCUAAUUAUUUUUGUUUACGUAAACUUUCCUAUAGAAAA